CUUUGCUGAAUGCAUUCGCUUCAGAGGCCGAUUGCGCUGAAGCAUUAAAAUGUUACGCUCUGUGCAUUUGUGAUUAAAUAAAUAAAUAAACAACUAGUGACAUUUAGAAAAGAAGCAAGUCGAAUUUACAAAGCGGAGCGAACAGAAGGAGACGUGUCUAAAUGCCAGGUGCAUGGCUGGAUUCCGCAGCCUUGAUUCUGGGGGUGCGCUGAGAUUGUAAAGGAUAGACAAGCCAACACAACACACAGUACAGUACCUCUUCUGGAAGCGAUCAACACAGUACGGCACUGGCUUUUUAACUGACACUGCGUGAAGAAAAUGAUGGAAUACAUGUAGAAAACGGGAUUUAAAAGAAGUAGAGGUCUGCUGGAAAGCUACACCGGAAAGUUAAGAACUAAAAACUGUUUUGCGGUCAGAACAUAACUAAAUAUAUAACACGAUGUCUGUGCCGAAUGUGCUUGCAAAGGCCCUUUACGACAAUGUGGCGGAGUCUCCGGAUGAGCUUUCCUUCCGCAAGGGCGACAUCCUGACGGUGCUGGAGCGGGAUACGCAGGGGCUGGAUGGCUGGUGGCUCUGCUCCCUGCACGGGCGGCAGGGCAUCGCCCCGGGCAACCGCAUGAAAAUCCUGGUCGGCAUGUACGAGAAGAAGCAGGAGGGGGGUGGCCAGCUGCAGCAGCAGCCUCUGUUCCCCCCACAAACCCCUCCUCAGACCCCACUGCCUUUCCACAAGCAGAGCUACAGCACGCCCUCCCCUGCCUCACAGUACACCGCCAUGCAUCCGGCUUUCCAAAGCCCCGCUGACAAUGUCUACAUGAUGCCCCCCUCUCACGGCAAGGGGCAGAUGCAGAGCAUUUACCAGGUGCCCCCCGGCCCCCAGCACCAGGGACCCCUGGGAAAGCCGCCCCUCUUCCAGAAGCAGGGUAGCCAACAGCAGUACCAGAGCCAGUCUCAGAGCAUUUACCAGGUCCCUCCAUCGCUAGGCCAGUCGCAGGACAUUUACCAAGUCCCGCCGGGGUCCAAGAGCCCCCCUCAGGACGUUUACCAGGUGCCCCCUUCCAUGAACCAAAACCAGGACAUCUACCAAAUACCUCCGUCUAUGGAGAAGAGGAGCUGGGACUCUCCCAAGCCACCGGGAAAGGUGGUGGUCCCGACAAGAGUGGGACAGGUCUACGUGUACGACUCCGGCAAGACGGAGCAAGACGAAUAUGACAUUCCUCGGCAGGAGAUUUACGAUGUCCCGCCAAACAGGGGGGCUCCUGUGAGCCAGUACAGCCAGGAGGUGUAUGACACCCCUCCAAUGGCCGUCAAGGGUCCCAACAGCCGGGAAAUGGUCCAGGAGAUCUACGACGUGCCACCCAGCGUGGAGAAGAACCUGCACAGCCAGAUGCAGUCCCAAACGGUUUAUGACUUCCCCCCGUCGGUCAGCAAAGACGUUCCGGAUGGACCUAUCAGAGAAGAGACUUAUGACGUGCCCCCGGCUUUCAUGAAAAUGAAGAAGAGCCCUGAGAUCAAGCAUGGUCUCUCCCAGGUCCUCCCGCAGUGUCCCCCUGGACUGGAGCAGCACAUCCCAGAGGACGUGUAUGACGUGCCCCCCCUGUCGGGGAAGCUCCAGGACAUGAGCCUAGCCCAGAAGAUUUAUGACAUCCCAGCCAGCCUGAGGAGGACCAGCGGCAGCCAGGACGUGUACGACUUCCCCAGGGAGCACCAGGGCUCCUUGAUGGGGAGCAAGCUCAUGUCAAGCGAGGAAUCGGGCGACUACAUCUACGACGUGCCACCGCAGGUGGUGCGAGACCCCGCCUCGGCCGAGGAGAGGACCAUCAGCUUCAAGAGGCUGUCUGCCUCCAGCACCGGCAGCACCAGGAGCAACCUCUCCACCUCCUCCCUGGAUGUCAUCCCCGUCAAGGAGUCCUCCGUGGCCAAGGAGCUGAACUUGGACUUGGACGUCGCCAUGGAGGUGCUGGUCAAACUCCAGCACAAUGUGGAGAGCUCCGUCUCCUGCCUCAUGUCCUUCAUUAGCAGCAGCUGGAGGAGCCAGGAGCAGAUGGAGACCCACCUCCAGAGCAUCAAGUCAGCCGUGGAGCGGGUGAAGAACUCGGUGAAGGACCUGCUGGAAUUCGCCCACGGGGCCGUCGGCAACGCCGCUCAAGCCACUGACCGCACUCUGCAAGCCAAGCUGGGAAAGCAGGUGCAGAAGAUGGAGGAGUGCUACCAGGGACUGCUAAAGCACAGCCAGGCGCUGGACAACUGCAACUGGGCCCUCAGCGAGCUGGCAGGAGGCAAGCCCAGCUCGGGUGACGAGCUGGACCGCUUUGUCAUGUGCUCUAGGGGCGUCCCCGACGACACCAAGCAGCUGGCUUCUUUCCUCCACGGGAACGCCUCUCUGCUUUUUAAAAGGACAAAGCAGCCGCAGCAGCAGGCCCCGCAGACACCCCAGCUUGGAGACUCUCAGCUCUCUGCGUCUCAGGCAGGGUUGGAGAACGUGGGCCAGGUUACCAACAACAACGUCUCGGCCUACCAGACAGGCCUCCCCGAGAAGGCCAACAUCCAGUCGAGGCCUCUACCAUCACCACCAAAGUUCAUGGCAGAGGAGUCUCCGGACAGCCAGUACGAAAACACGGAAGAGGGUUGGAUGGAGGAUUACGACUAUGUUCAUUUACAGGGUAAGGAGGAGUUUGAAAAGACUCAGAAGAAGCUGCUAGAAAAAGGAAACAUUAUCCGACAGAGCAAAUCAGGGCUGGAGCAGCAGCAGCUGAAGCAGUUUGAGCGUCUGCAGCAGGAGGUGAGCCAGCCCAUUGACAACGACGUCUCCAACUGGACGCCUCCGACGCACUACGCUCAGGUGAGGAGCAAGCUGAGCCCCGGAGAUCGGCAGCUGCUGCUCUUCUACAAGGAGCAGUGUGAGGCCAACAUCACCAUGCUGACCAACGCCAUCGACGCCUUCUACACCUCCAUCACCAGCAACCAGCCGCCCAAGAUCUUCGUGGCCCACAGCAAGUUCGUGAUCCUGAGCGCGCACAAGCUGGUCUUCAUCGGGGACACGCUGUCCCGGCAGGCCAAGGCGCAGGAGAUCCGCAGCAAGGUGACGCAGCACAGCAACCUGCUCUGCGACACGCUGAAGGAGAUCGUGGUGAGCACCAAGAGUGCCGCCCUGCAGUACCCCUCACCCACCGCGGCCCAGGACAUGAUGGACAGGGUGCGCCACCUGGUCAACACCACGCAGCACUUCCAAAUGGUGCUGACACAGCUGGCAGCCAUGUGAGGAUGGAUUUUAUCAGACUUUUUAUUGUGCUUUUUAGAUUUAAAAGGACUUGUUACCAGACUGUGAAAGGCCAUUGGUUGUAAAUGAAUGAUUGUAAAUAUUUUUGUUUU
This is a messenger RNA of Polyodon spathula (Mississippi paddlefish), 3369 nucleotides long. RefSeq names its product breast cancer anti-estrogen resistance protein 1-like. Bases 440 to 3259 code for a protein of 939 amino acids. The record is from RefSeq and is a predicted model, not a curated record. Gene Ontology annotation, molecular function: protein binding. The transcript has 7 exons. Gene Ontology annotation, cellular component: cytoplasm; focal adhesion; plasma membrane. Lineage: Eukaryota; Metazoa; Chordata; Actinopteri; Acipenseriformes; Polyodontidae. Gene Ontology annotation, biological process: cell migration; cell surface receptor protein tyrosine kinase signaling pathway.